Molecule: messenger RNA, 3219 nt
Organism: Thermothelomyces thermophilus ATCC 42464
Lineage: Eukaryota; Fungi; Ascomycota; Sordariomycetes; Sordariales; Chaetomiaceae
Exons: 3
Coding region: 423-2936 (837 amino acids)
Biological process (GO): phosphate ion transport; polyphosphate metabolic process; monoatomic anion transmembrane transport
Cellular component (GO): membrane
Molecular function (GO): phosphate transmembrane transporter activity
Source: RefSeq, a predicted model, not a curated record
CAAUACCCCACCCGAACGUUCGCCGGUGCUGCUUGCAGAUUCGGGGACUCGAGAGCUGGAGCCCGUUCAGCAUCGUGUCGUCAAUCGAUUCCCCCGGCUGAAUUACAGGCUCAAGCCCACCUCGAACGAGUCCUACGGAUGCCCUCGAGGCAGAAUUAUCGAAAAUUCCGCCCCCAUACAUCCCCACGAAACCCUCUCCUAGCCGAUCCGUCGGUGUUCGCGCGCAGGAACCGCCCGCAUCGGCCCGUCGAACACCCCUAGUCCGUCUCGAUAGGGGAGGGAGCCCGCCGCCUGCCCAGAUCGAGCUUGCAGAGUACCCGACAGCCGCGGCGCGCGAGUAUCGCGAGUUUGCACGCGAGCGCCAGCGUAAGUACGACAUCAAGCGGGCCGAGAAGCGGAGGUGGCUCGAGCAGCAGGACGAGAUGAAGUUCUCCCACAGCAUCCAGUUCAACGCCGUUCCGGACUGGAGCAACCACUACAUCGCUUAUAGCAAUCUCAAGAAGCUCAUAUACCAGCUCGAGAAGGCCAUCCACCUGCCUGCCGGAGACGCCGAGUCCCGGCCGCUGAUCCGGAACGAUGAUCCCGAAGCCGUCUUCAGUCGCGCUCUCGACGUCGAGCUCGAAAAGAUAACCUCGUUCUACGUCCUCAAGGAGAAGGAGCUGCUUGACGAGGUAGAAAUCCUCCUCAGGGAUGUCGACGAGUUCGAGCAGGAGGCGGGCGUCACCGAUGACGUUCGCCCGCCUACCCGCGCGAGCGAUAGGACAAACAACGAGAGGCAUCGUCGGCCCAGUAGCACGCACAGUCGCCACUCCACCGAGGACGGCAGGUACGAAGAUAGUGACGACGAAGGAGACGAGGGGGCCGGCCUGACCGCCAAGAGGCGGAGCAUCAGCCGAGGGAGGCGCACCUCCGCGUGGCACCCAAGGUUGGCGUCGACCGACAUGACAGCGUCAACCGAACUCACGCGGUCCAUGCGGAGGAUGAGCGCGACCUACGACGACUAUGCCGAGCAAGCCGUGCUGUACUCGUCCGGCAUCAUGCUCAAGAAGCGAAUGAUCAACCUCUAUGUCCAGCUGUGCGAGCUCAAGUCGUACAUCCAGCUGAAUCGGACCGGCUUUAGCAAGGUUCUCAAGAAGUUCGACAAGAUCAUCGACCGCAAUUUGCGACCCCGGUACAUGGAGACCUAUGUCGAGACUGCCUACCCCUUCCGCCCCGAAACCACCAAGGGUUUGGAAGAGCGGAUAUCCCAGAUGGUGCAGGCCUACACCGUCAUCGUCACCAACGGUGAUGCCGAGGCGGCCAUCCGCGACCUGAGAUCGCACCUGAGAGAGCACGUCGUUUGGGAACGGAACACGGUCUGGAGGGAUCUGAUCGGCCUGGAGAGGAGAGCCGAGGCGGCGAGCCUGGGCCAUACCCUUCUCGGCGUUGACGCGGAUGCCCAGAGGACGCGGCUGCAAGGCGACGAUGAGAUUGUGCUGCCGGUUAUGAAGAUCACCACGCCCCUGGGCCGCUUCGCCUUGCCGGUUUGGCUGCUCAGCUCCACGACGCUCACCCUCGUCAUCAUCGUCGCCCUGUUCUUCGCCGUCAUGUACGUCCCGAUCAUGGAGAGACCCGAGCAGCAGAACUGCCUGGCCAUGCUGGUGCUCGUCAGUCUGCUCUGGGCCACCGAGGCGCUGCCCCUGUUUGUCACCUCGCUCAUCAUCCCUUUCCUCUGCGUCGUCCUCCGGGUCUUCCGAGGCGCGGACGCGCCUCACGCGAGGCUGGGCUCCAAGGAGACCACCGCCGCCGUGUUCGCCGCCAUGUGGACGCCCGUCAUCAUGCUCCUGCUCGGCGGUUUCACGCUGGCAGCCGCGCUCUCCAAGUGCGGCAUCGACAAGCGCAUCGCCACCUUCGUCCUGAGCAAGGCCGGCACGCGCCCCAAGACCGUCCUCAUUGCCAACAUGGGCGUCGCCGCCGUCGCCAGCAUGCUGAUCAGCAACGUCGCCGCGCCGGUCCUCUGCUUCGGCAUCAUCGAGCCCAUGCUCCGCAACCUGCCCGCGGGCUCCCCCAUGUCCAAAGCCGUCAUCAUCGGCAUCGCCCUGGCCUCCAACAUCGGCGGCAUGCUCUCCCCCAUCGCCUCGCCGCAAAACGUCGUCGCCAUCGGCAUCAUGGAGCCCGAACCGACCUGGGGCCAGUGGUUCUUCAUCGCCAUCCCCGUCGGCCUCCUCUCCCUCGUCCUCAUCUGGCUGCUCCUCCUGCUCGCCUUCAAACCCGGCCGCAGCACCACCAUCGUGCCCGUGCGCCCCGUGCGCGAUCCCUUCACGGGCAUCCAGUGGUUCGUCUCGGCCGUGACGGUCGUCACCAUCGCCCUCUGGUGCGCCUCGCACAGCCUCGAGGGCGUCUUCGGUGACAUGGGCGUCAUCGCCAUCAUCCCCAUCGUGCUCUUCUUCGGCGUCGGCAUCCUGACCAAGGAGGACUUCAACAACUUCCCCUGGACCAUCAUCAUCCUCGCCGCCGGCGGCCUCUCCCUCGGCAAGGCCGUCAACUCGUCCGGCCUGCUGCACACCGCCACCAAGGCCAUCACCCACCGCGUCGAGCAGUACAGCCUCUACGGCAUCCUCGUCGUCUUCUCCAGCCUCAUCCUCGUCAUCGCCACCUUCAUCAGCCAUACCGUCGCCGCCCUCAUCAUCCUCCCCCUCGUCUUCGACGUCGGCAAGGGCCUCGAGGAGCCCCAUCCGAACCUGCUGGUCAUGGCCGGCGUGCUGAUGUGCAGCGCCGCCAUGGCCCUGCCCACGAGCGGGUUCCCUAACAUGACUGCCAUCAUGAAGGAGGAUCCCGCCGGCCAGCGGUAUCUGAAGGUCAAGCACUUCAUCCGGGUCGGCGUGCCCAGCAGCCUGAUCUCGCUUGUCGUGACGGUCACUGUGGGCUAUGUCGUGAUGAGGGUGACAGGAAUGUAAAUCGGGGGGGUAUUGCGGACGUAACAUUAUUUUCCAUACACUGAAUCAAGGGGGAUCUAAUAAUGGUCGGCCAAGCGGGGUAAGAGGAAGACGGGACUUUGUAUCAAUCUCGGAUGGGCGCGUCUCUGGAAGGCCGCAUCUGUCUUAGUUGAUUAUGUGCGUGACAGGUUGGGGAAUGGGGUAUGUGACUACCUGCAUUAGAUGAUUUAAGGGCAUAUAGAUGAGAGACUCGGUUCCCUCUUACCUUAUUAAAGCAAAGCUUCAAUUGACGAAGUCUCUGAGA